This is a messenger RNA of Aspergillus homomorphus CBS 101889, 1943 nucleotides long. Its product is annotated as cytochrome P450. Lineage: Eukaryota; Fungi; Ascomycota; Eurotiomycetes; Eurotiales; Aspergillaceae. Bases 292 to 1788 code for a protein of 498 amino acids. Gene Ontology annotation, molecular function: monooxygenase activity; heme binding; oxidoreductase activity, acting on paired donors, with incorporation or reduction of molecular oxygen. The record is from RefSeq and is a predicted model, not a curated record. The transcript is spliced from 6 exons.
AUGAUCGUGCAUCCCUGUAAGAAAACGGCUUCCGGCACAGGGAUGCCGGCUUGUUUCCUGCUAGUGGCCAGCCAGGAAAAGUCGGGUCUGGGUUAAUCCAAUAUUUCAGAGCAUAAGCGACAAUUAUACAGUUGAUGAGAGGCAUCUGCGAUCCGAAUGCAGGUUUCGUGGUGAAGGAGGGGAAGAUACUACUUCUGAUCUCCAGUCUUCAUUUCCAAGAUCAAAGCUGAUCGAUCGCUGGCGCCCUUCUCAGUUUCAAGUAUUCCGUGGUUGUCCAAAGAUUGAGCGGUGAUGGCUCUUUACGACUUGCCGCAUGCUAUCCAGGAGCAUUACCUUCCCCUCGCAUUCGGAGUGAUUUUAUUGGCAGUGGUGGGUAAUGGCUGCUACGAGCUGCUCUUGAAUCCACUGCGAAAAUUCCCCGGUCCGAGGCUGGCGGCAGUGACGUACCUACUGUCGGCAUACCACACGGCGAAAGGUGAUCAUCUCACCUGGCUCCAGAACCUUCACCGCAUCUACGGCGAUGUUGUUCGUUUCUCUCCCGAUGAGCUAAGCUUCACAUCUGCCCAGGCCUGGCGAGACAUUUACGGACAUGCCAGCGGCGGGAGAAAGAGCACCGAAAAGGACCCGCGCUUCCUGGGUCCGACCCUCAAUGGCACGCCGGAUAUUAUCCGGGCCAACACGCACGAUCACUCGCGCUUCCGGCGAAACUUCUCGCACGCAUUCUCGGACAAGGCGCUCCGCGAGCAACAGCCGCUGAUCGCCCAGUAUGCGGAAAUGCUCGUGGCGGCGCUGCGCGAAUGUGUGCGGGCGGACCCGACGGCGAAAGUGGAGAUGGUUCGCAUGUAUAACCUGACCACCUUCGAUAUCAUGGGUGACUUGACCUUUGGCGAUCCGUUGAACCUACUCCAGGGCACGGGGUACCGAGAGUGGGUGGGGGGAAUCUUCGCCAGUGUGAAGGUAACGUGUCUCCGGCGCGUGGCGCGUUACUAUUCCUGGCUCACGGUCUUUGUGGCUCUGGUUAUUCCUCGCUCUCUACGAGAGAGAGCGCUGGUGCACUAUCACUCCUGUAAAGCACGGGUUGACAAGCGUGUCAAACAAACCCUCGAUAAGCCGGAUAUCUGGGGGCUCGUCAUGAAGCAGAAGGAGUCUCUGCAGCUCACUCGCGACGAGAUGUACUCCAAUUCUCAGCUAUUUAUGUUAGCUGGGACGGAGACGACCGCUACAGCACUGAGUGGCCUCACUCAUCAGUUGCUGAUGCAUCCGGAGAAGAUGCAGAAGAUCACUCAGGAGGUUCGGCAGACAUUCAAGGAAGAGGGAGAAAUUGAGAUGACCCGCCUCGCGCAAUUGAGGUAUCUGAACGCGUGCAUUGAGGAAGGACUGCGCAUAUAUCCACCAGUACCUAUCGGUAUUCCUCGUUUGGUGCCAGAAGGAGGAAUGACCGUGUGUGGGGACUUCAUUCCAGCCAAGACGUCGGUCUCCGUGCAACAAUGGUCAACAUAUCAUAGCCCCGACAAUUUCAAGCGACCGGAUGAGUUUAUUCCAGAGCGCUGGACUAAUGACCCGGAGUUCGCCGGCGACAAUAAAGCUGCGUUCCAGCCGUUUUCUUAUGGGCCACGAAACUGUUUGGGCAAAACCCUGGCUUAUCAUGAAAUGCGAAUCAUUCUGGCGAAGGUGUUGUACCACUUCGACUUGUCGUUAGCCCCAGAAUCGGUGGAUUGGAAUAAGCAGAAGGUGUUCUCGUUGUGGGAAAAGAAGCCGCUGAUGGUCCAGUUGCAUCCGCGAGUCUAGACCGGUCGGAUAUGCCACUGAGGGGAUCGAGGACACACUCUCAUCGCCAGGCUAGGAUAUCAGACAUGGAAGUGGUUUCCGGAUCAUGUAGCGCAUUAUGAGUAUGGCAACGACACUGGGAAAUCCCAUUGUUUGUCCGAUCGUGACGGGGACGU